Rotaria sp. Silwood2 is the source of this 633-nucleotide messenger RNA. The record is from the annotation of a GenBank genome assembly. Lineage: Eukaryota; Metazoa; Rotifera; Eurotatoria; Philodinida; Philodinidae.
AUGACAGGACGAGUUCUUCGAUCUUUAAUGCAUCGAUCUUUAACACCAUUUUUUCCUGUUUUACGAUUGAUGGGUGCUGUACCAGGUGAACCAAAAAGUGCAUUAUCAUUAUUAAAAAGUGGAUUUUGGGUAGGUGUGAUGCCAGGUGGGGCUGAUGAAGGUAUGGUUGGUCAUGAAAAUGCAUAUAAAGUGUGUUGGCCUAAAAAACGAAAAGGUUUUGCUCAUAUUGCUAUUGACGCUGAUGUACCCAUUAUUCCCAUAUGCAUAUCGAAUGUUGAUGAAAUGCGUUGGAAUCCAAUACUUUGGAUUUGGAAUCUUUUAGGACUUGGUCGUUUAUUUGCUUAUAUUCUUAACUUAAAUAUUCCAUAUCUUAGUCCAGUUUUACUUCUAUUAGCUUCAACUGUAUGGUUUCUAUCAACAUUUAUUCAAAUCCCAAUUCCAGCUAAAAUAACUUUUCAUGUUGGUGAUCCUGUGCAAUAUGAUAUGUCAAAAGAUUCGAUUGAUGAUGUAGUUGAACGAGCUAGAAUUGCAUUACAAUCAUUGAUUAAUCGUCAUCAACCACAUGGAAAAUCCUAUUCAAAUGCUGUUCAAGAAAGAUUUCAAUGUUUAAUGAAACAAUGGAAAAAAUAUUAA